Molecule: messenger RNA, 1749 nt
Organism: Purpureocillium takamizusanense
Lineage: Eukaryota; Fungi; Ascomycota; Sordariomycetes; Hypocreales; Ophiocordycipitaceae
Product: RNA 3'-terminal-phosphate cyclase (ATP)
Exons: 1
Coding region: 304-1545 (413 amino acids)
Biological process (GO): RNA processing
Cellular component (GO): nucleus
Molecular function (GO): RNA-3'-phosphate cyclase activity
Source: RefSeq, a predicted model, not a curated record
UAAAUUCAAGGAGAAAAGACGCCUGUGUGCGUGAUGGCGAGCUGAUAGCUUUCAAGAGCUGUAUUGAAACCGACUGAACGCUUGUCGAAACGAGUGGCAGCAACAAGGUCACUUCCGCUAAUCGACAACUGCUCUGGCGCUUAGGGCACUUCGCCGUCCCCUCAAUCCCCCAAACGUUCAAUUACCACAUCUGAGUGCAAGUUCCCAUUUUUCCAAACGCGGGUCCGUCAGAAAAAUGAAAGGCUGAGCAGUGCAAAACAGCUGAAACCAUACGUUGGUGCUCCGUCAUUCAAAGGAGCCGCCAUGAAGCCCAUUGAGCUUGAUGGCAGAACAGGCGAAGGGGGCGGACAACUCGUGCGCCUUGCCGUCGGCCUCGCAGCUCUCACCUUUCAGCCCGUAACAAUCACCAACGUUCGUGGCAAUCGCCAGGGUGGCCGUGGCGGCGGCCUCAAGAGCCAGCACGUCACCUCGAUUGCGUGGCUCGCCUCCGUCACAGACGCUCAGACGACAGGCCUCGCCGUCGGCUCCAAGACGCUGACCUUUGUCCCGCGGCGGUCGCCCUUGCAACUCACAUCGGAGGGAGGCAAGCGGCGGUUCAGCAUCUCAGCCGAGUCGGAUGCCGCCAGCGCCCUGCUCGUGCUGCAGGCCAUCUUCCCGUACGCCCUGUUUGCGAGCUGCGAAGGGGACGAGCCGUUAGAGCUGGACAUUUCGGGCGGCACCAACGUCGCGUGGUCGCUGAGCUACGAAUAUUUUGACCAAGUGCUCAUGCCAACGCUGGAGGAGCGCUUCGGUGUUCGGGUCGAGAGGGAGCUGCGGCAGCGCGGAUGGAGCCUGGGGUCCAAAUCGAAGGGAAAUAUCUGGCUACAGAUACAUCCCGUGCCGCGUGGCCAAAAGUUACGGUACGUGUCGCCACCGGCGUACACUUACCCGGACUCGUACCGCGUCGAGCGCGUGGACGUGAGCAUCAUCGUGCCUCAAUGGGCACACGAGACGCUGCAGAGCAACGUGGCAAGAGAUCUGGGCACCCUAUUCCCGGACGCCGACGUGCACUUCAAGCUGAUGGAGGAUUCGCGAGACGACGCGCGGUGGUCAGUGCUGCUGGUGGCUAAGUCCGCGGCAGGGAUUCGGUGGGCGAGGGAUGUCCUCUGGUCGAUGCCCAAAAAGGCCAAGUCAAGGGACGUGCUCGUGUCCCAGCUGUCGCGAACGCUGUGCAAGCGUCUCUACGAGGAGGUGGAGAUGGCCGGCACAGUGGACGAACACUUGCAGGACCAGGUCGUGUCGCUUCAGGCGCUGGCCGAGGGGCUCUCGUCGUUUCCGCGACACGAAGACGGGUACGACGCCGAACGACGAGACGUCGGCCAUGUGACGGACGCUGUGGCCAGCCUGAGCGUCGACACAAGGCUCCGAAGAGAGAAGACGCACGAGCCCUUUGGGCACGGCUCAGGGCACACGCAGACGGCACGGUGGGUCGUUAGCGAGCUGCUUCCUAAGAGCGAGUUCUAUAAUAAGGGCGAUGUCGUGCGCGGGGUUGGGUUCUCGCUGUAGGGAGUCGGAAGCAUGGAUGGGAAAUGGGAGAACCCGGUGUUAAGUUGUUGGUUUGCAUGUGAGGCGCGAUGCUUGGUGUCUGCGACAUGUAGUCGUGGGGCCCGAUACCGUUAUCACGUACUUAACGAUAGCGAGCGAUAGAGAAAAACGCCGAUGGCAUAUACGUGCCGUCUUUGAAUAGACAAUGGCAUCCGGAAUCGGGCA